CGGUGCGAAGGAGGGACCAGGCAAAGAAACAGCCUAUCAAGUGUUAACUGGAGCUGCUGCUGCUGUGACUACUGUAAUAGACUUGACAGCUCCUGAUGUGGUCUGUUCAUGUAGCAGUCCGAAGUUUGUUCCCCACAAUUAAAUUAGAGCAAUUAAAGAAAGCGGUGAAAAGAUCGAAUCAGCGAGGACGUUUGCCUCGGAGUGGCAAAUCUCUUGAUGCCUCCAAAUAAAUCGCAUGCGAGCGUGAGGAUUCAUACGUGCUCUUAUUUUAAUCAUGACGUUAAGUUUUUCGUCUUUCUCCAUCCAAGACAUCCUCACCGGACGGGAUGCCCGGGGAAAGCCCGGUACCAGGAGCACCGAGCAGCUCUGCGCGCCAAAGCGCAACAUCUGCACCACAUCUGAAGGCACCACAGUCCCCGAUCUGACUCACCGAGACGCGGAGGAGAACUGCAUCCUGCCGUCGUUUGGAAACCUCCGAUCUGAUACCUACAGUGAGGAGGCCACAGGAGAGGAAACUGAGCACAGCGAAGACGCUGUAGACCAGCAACCACGAUGUGUGGAGCUGGAUAAACGGCAGAAAACGGAGGCGGAGGCAGAAGAGGAGGGAUGUCAUCACAGUGGGGAGAAGGACAGCUGCACAUCCUAUGAGCAGCAGUUCAGGCCCGGUAUCAAGAAGCGCUCCAGGGCGGCCUUCUCUCACUCGCAGGUCUACGAGCUGGAGCGCCGCUUCAGCGCGCAGCGGUAUCUUUCAGGUCCCGAGCGGGCAGAUCUGGCCGUAGCUCUGAAACUCACAGAGACCCAAGUUAAAAUCUGGUUCCAGAACCGGAGAUAUAAAACCAAACGGCGCCAGAUGGCGGCCGAGCUGGCGGCGUGCAGCUCGCCGAAGAAAGUGGCAGUCAGAGUGCUGGUGAGGGACAAUCAGGAGCAGUACCAUCAUGCGAAUGGAGUACACAUCCCAAUGACUGUGCCACUGUACCAGGCCUACCAGUGCUACCCCUACCUCCACUACUACUGCCAGCCCUGGAGCAUGAGCAGCAUGUCGCGUAGGGGGCUGCUCUGAAGCUCUGUCUGAAUAUUGGAGAAUUAGUGACUUCAAAGAGUGUUACUUCAAAUACAAGGUAUCUGACUGUUAACAGAUUUCUGUUCAGUCAGAGGAUGAUGCACCACAAGGGACACAUUUUUUGUACGCUUUCAGACUGAUUGAGAUUGUUCAGUUUGCUCUUUGCUUUUCAGAAAAUAUAAAUGAUUUUCAAUUAUGGUUUUUGUCUGAUUUAUAACUAGAAGCCAGUCCAGAAAGAAAACAGCAUCAGAGCUUGGCCUGCUAUAGUUCAGAAAAUGCACCACGAGAAGUUAAAUCUAGAGACAAAUCUAUUCUUAAAGACGACAUAAUCAAGUAAUAUUAGGCAAAAUAUAUUUAGCUUAACGUUUUAAAGGUAACCCUUCCGUGAACAUAAGCGUGGGCAAAUUGUGAAGCUCUCAGUUGAUUAGAUUAUUUCUGUGUGAAGAAAUAUUUAGCAUUUAAGUCCGAGAUUUGAGCGUGGUCAUUAUUGUGUAAGGAUAUACAAGGGAAAAAAAGUAAUAAUAAUUCAAAACUCUCAAACCCUUUUGAGAUUUGGGUAGUCUUCUCAUAAUCUUACCUUCUAUCUAUUUCAUGCAAUAUUUCAUCAAUGUGAUAGUGUA
Molecule: messenger RNA, 1680 nt
Organism: Toxotes jaculatrix (banded archerfish)
Lineage: Eukaryota; Metazoa; Chordata; Actinopteri; Toxotidae
Gene: nkx3.3
Product: NK3 homeobox 3
Exons: 2
Coding region: 275-1060 (261 amino acids)
Biological process (GO): regulation of transcription by RNA polymerase II; cell differentiation
Cellular component (GO): nucleus
Molecular function (GO): RNA polymerase II cis-regulatory region sequence-specific DNA binding; DNA-binding transcription factor activity, RNA polymerase II-specific
Source: RefSeq, a predicted model, not a curated record